Molecule: messenger RNA, 929 nt
Organism: Spinacia oleracea (spinach)
Lineage: Eukaryota; Viridiplantae; Streptophyta; Magnoliopsida; Caryophyllales; Amaranthaceae
Product: upstream activation factor subunit UAF30
Exons: 4
Coding region: 163-465 (100 amino acids)
Source: RefSeq, a predicted model, not a curated record
CCAAAAUUCAAAAUAAAUCACUUGUGUAAUACUCCGACUUCAGUUUCCUUUCAUUUUCACCCACCGUUUUCAGUUGCCACUAUCAGCAAACUUUGGGAGUGGGUGCGCGCGAAACCCUCUAUCAACAAUAGACCGCCGUCGUUUAUAUUUUCAGGUUUAAAAAUGCUGCCACCUCGUUUGAAGAAGACCGUCAUGGAUAAUCCAAAGAAGCUUGCUAACUUGAUUGACCUAGUAAAUCUCCCAUCAACUCUCCAAGAGUUUGUUGGUCAAUCUCAGAUUUCCCGUUUGGGGUGCUUCAUGCGAGUUUGGUCCUACAUCAAAACAAAUAAUCUCCAGGAUCCACAAAACAAAAAUCUUGUCAAUUGUGAUGAAAAGUUGAAGAGUAUUUUGCUUGGACAAUCAAAGGUUGAUCUAGCUGAGCUUCCUUCCUUGAUCAAAUUGCAUUUUCCCAAGGAGCCGAAGUGAUGUGCACUCUGAAGUCAAGGAUCAGGACGAAUAAGAUGGUGCAGCUGCUUCCAUAUCUGUUGGUUAAUGAUUCGAUGUCGAAGUUAUCGAUGACAUUUAUCUGAAUAUCUAUAGCAUAAUUGUUAACGAAAGUGCAGCAUAUCGAUUAUUUGUAUUACGAGUAAAGAAGGUUGAACCCUUCCUCGAGAAACUGUCCUCCUUUUGGUUAGGAAAAUCUUAGAAUAACUAUACUUUAUACUUCAUAUAAUGUAAUUCAAGUAGCAGAUGUUUGUUUGAUCGGCUGAAAUAGUUCGAUCAUUGAACGUGUUAGUUUCUUUCCUUUUCGUUACAAAGACGUGUGCACUGCCAUCAGAAUUUGUGUGUCCUUUUAGGCCCUUUUGCCUAUGUAAUUUAUGACAUGAUUGUAAGGAUUUGUCAAUUUGAAUAUGGCAAGUGGAGUAUAAUUUCAAAUUUAGAACACUUCA